AUGCGCGGUCCCCUCAGGGAGCCACACCUGUCCAAGGGAGAAUGGGGGUCACAUGACACAACAGACUGUCACAUUUCCCUCCUUUUCUCACCCCCACCUGGAACAACCAACCCCCCAUCUCCACCACUGUCCCCAUCCUCUCCCACUCUCCAUGGCCCAAAUUUCAAAGGCGAAACAGUCAGCCCAUCUGCAUUGGGCACGGGAAAGGCAGGCACACUUGCCAGCUGCCAGGCAAGCGGAGGAACUUGUGAGAGUGCCCUCUUGUGCUGCUCAGCCAAGGUGCAGCAGGCCCAGACACCAGGUUCUGGUCCCUGGACCUGGAGUGUAUCUUGGCACGCGGUCACAUGCUGGAGCUGCAGCGCACUCCAUGAUGGGGAGGCAAGUGAUGUCUUCCGCAUCCUCCCCAAGAUAGAGGAAUGCCUCACCAUCAAGAAGGAACCCCUCCCCUUCAAGCUGAAGGAUGCUGACAUGAUGCAGGAGGUCAUAAAGAAGGAGGAGAUUAAGGAGGAAGCAGUCCUCCAGGAUGAACGGGUCAAUGAAUGA
Suillus paluster is the source of this 543-nucleotide messenger RNA. RefSeq lists its product as uncharacterized. The record is from RefSeq and is a predicted model, not a curated record. Lineage: Eukaryota; Fungi; Basidiomycota; Agaricomycetes; Boletales; Suillaceae. The coding region runs from base 1 to 543 and encodes 180 amino acids. The transcript has 5 exons.